Molecule: messenger RNA, 2721 nt
Organism: Yamadazyma jaroonii
Lineage: Eukaryota; Fungi; Ascomycota; Pichiomycetes; Serinales; Debaryomycetaceae
Source: the annotation of a GenBank genome assembly
AUGACAAGUUUUGUAUCUUCACCUAAUAGAUUACCUUCAGAAGCAGAGAAUUUGUUUGUGUCAUCACAACCCCCUUCGUCCAUUGGACAAUCGGGUGCUAUAAGAUCAUCGAAUUUGUUUAGUGAUAAUAAUCCAUCUCAAAUACCUUCUCAACCUUCAUUACCUUCAUCAACUGCAAUUGCUGGUAGAAGAAGAAAUAUUCAAGUUCCAAAAGUUGUUGAUGUUACGGCUGAAAAGGUAAGAGAGAGUUUCGAAUUCUUCUUACUAGAUUUUGCCCUUGAUAAUUCCGAUUCUGAUGAAAAGAUUUAUUUAACUCAAAUUAACAAUAUGAAAACUUUUGAAAUUAGUACUUUAUACAUUGAUUUCCAACAUUUGUUAGAGAAAGAAAAUGGGGUUUUAGCUCAAGCUAUUAUCGACCAAUAUUAUAGAUUCUAUCCUUUCUUAGUUAAAGGUUUGAAAAAUAUCAUUAAGAAAUAUGUUCCUACUUUAUUGUAUAUUUCCAUGGUUAAUAACGAUGAUAACGAUAUUGGAAGUGAAACUACUUCUUCAGCUUCGAAUCAGUCCAAUGAAAGAGUUUUCCAGAUCUCCUUCUUCAAUUUACCUUCAAUAAAUAAAAUCAGGGAUAUAAAGAGUGAAAGAAUUGGUAAGUUAAUGUCAAUUUCAGGUACUGUCACUAGAACUUCGGAAGUUAGACCUGAAUUAUAUAGGGCAAGUUUUACUUGUGAUUUAUGUUCAGCAAUUGUAGAAGGUAUUGAACAAAUUUUCAAGUAUACUGAACCAACAUCAUGCCCUUCUUGUGAAAAUCAAUCAUAUUGGACAUUGAAUAUCAACAAAUCUCAAUUUAUUGAUUGGCAAAGAGUUAGAAUCCAAGAAAACUCCACGGAAAUUCCAACUGGUUCAAUGCCUAGAACUUUAGAUGUAAUCUUAAGAGGAGAAACUGUUGAAAAGGCAAAACCUGGUGAUAAAUGUAAAUUUACUGGUACUGAAAUUGUUUUACCUGAUAUUUCACAAUUGGGAUUACCCGGUUUAAAACCUCAAAGUAUCAGAGAUAAUAGAAAUCAAUCAUCAGAAUUGAGUACAGGUGUAACAGGUUUAAAGGCUUUAGGGGUUAGAGAUUUGACUUACAAAUUAGCUUUCUUUGCUUGUCAUGUUUCAUCAGUCUCUAAGAAAAAUGAUGAAGAAAUUAAUGAAGAAGAAAGUUCAGUAGAUGAACAAGAAAUGUUUUUGACUUCCUUAACCGAUUCUGAAGUUAAUCAAUUGAAAUCAAUGGUCAAAGAUAAUUAUAUUUACGAUAAAUUGGUUCAAUCAGUAGCUCCAGCAGUCUUUGGUCACGAAGUUAUUAAAAAGGGAAUCUUGUUACAGUUAUUAGGAGGUGUCCACAAACAAACUGUUGAUGGUAUUAAUUUAAGAGGUGACAUCAAUGUCUGUAUUGUUGGAGAUCCUUCAACUUCAAAAUCUCAAUUCUUGAAAUAUGUUUGUAGUUUUAGUCCUAGAAGUGUUUAUACUUCAGGUAAAGCUUCAUCAGCUGCAGGUUUAACAGCUGCUGUUGUCAAAGAUGAGGAAAGUAAUGAACAUACUAUUGAAGCUGGGGCUUUAAUGUUAGCUGAUAAUGGAAUUUGUGCUAUUGACGAAUUCGAUAAAAUGGAUUUAAGUGAUCAAGUUGCCAUUCAUGAAGCUAUGGAACAACAAACAAUUUCCAUCGCCAAAGCCGGAAUUCAUGCCACUUUGAAUGCCAGAACUUCUAUUUUAGCUGCUGCUAAUCCAAUUGGUGGUAGAUAUAAUAGAAAAUUAGGUUUAAGAGCCAAUUUAAAUAUGACAGCUCCAAUUAUGUCUAGAUUCGAUUUAUUCUUUGUUAUCUUGGAUGAUUGUAAUGAAAGAAUCGAUACUCAAUUGGCUAGUCAUAUCGUUGAUUUACAUAUGUUAAGAGAUGAUGCUAUUGAUCCACCUUAUACAGCUGAAGAAUUAUCCAGAUAUAUUAAAUAUGCUAAAACUUUCAAACCUAGAAUGACCAAAGAUGCUAGAAAUUUCUUGGUCGAAAAAUAUAAAGAGUUAAGAAGCAAUGAUGCUCAAGGUUUAGGUAGAUCUAGUUAUAGAAUUACUGUUAGACAAUUAGAAAGUAUGAUAAGAUUAAGUGAAGCUAUUGCUAGAGCCAAUUGUACUGAAGAAAUUACUCCAAGUUUUGUUUCUGAAGCUUAUGAUUUAUUAAGACAAAGUAUUAUUAGAGUUGAAAUGGAUGAUAUCCAAAUUGAUGAUGAUCAAGACGAUGAUGAAGAUAAUGAUCAAGAUAAUCAAGAUGACGACCAAGGUGACGAACAUCAACAACCUCAACAACCUGAAGAAAGAGAACCAAAAGCUGUCACCAUUACUUAUGAUAAGUAUAUCUCCAUUAUGAAUCUUAUUGUCAAGAAGGUUAUGGAAGAUGACAACAAAGAAGGUAAUGGAUUAACUGGAGAAGAAUUAGUUAAUUGGUACUUAACCCAAAAGGAAGAAGAUAUUUUAAGUGAACAAGAUUAUUAUGAAGAAAGAUCUUUAUGUUACAAGGUAUUGAAGAGAUUAGUUAAGGAUAAAAUUUUAAUGAAUAUCUUACAAAGUGAUGAGUUACCUCAAGAUUCGAAUAUCGAAAUUGAUAGAUCAAAUAUGGUUUAUGUUUUGCAUCCAAAUUGUCAAAUUUUAGAUUUCUUCGAUCAAGCUCCAACUGAAGAAACUGAGGAAACGGAUUAA